Molecule: messenger RNA, 1099 nt
Organism: Arabidopsis arenosa
Lineage: Eukaryota; Viridiplantae; Streptophyta; Magnoliopsida; Brassicales; Brassicaceae
Source: the annotation of a GenBank genome assembly
AUGGAGCACUCAACAAGAAGCCUAUUCAUAACCAUCGUGAUAACCUCCAUGUUGCUAGGGUUUGGAAACUCUGAUCUGGCUCAGGACAGAGAGGAGUGUACGAACCAGCUCAUAGAACUCUCGACGUGUAUUCCGUACGUUGGAGGAGACGCCAAGGCUCCAACAAAAGAUUGUUGUGCAGGGUUUGGCCAAGUUAUAAGAAAGAGUGAGAAGUGUGUUUGCAUAUUGGUCAGAGACAAAGAUGAUCCUCAACUUGGUAUCAAGAUUAAUGCAUCCCUAGCCGCUCAUCUUCCCACGGCUUGUCAUGUAACGGCUCCUAACAUCACCGACUGUAUUUCGAUUCUGCAUUUACCUCGAAACUCAACAUUGGCUAAAGAGUUUGAGAGCUUAGGAAGGAUUGAAGAAAAUUACAACUCCACAUCUCCUUCAAAUAUUCAUAAAGAUGGGACAGGAGGAGGAAAAGCUGAAUCAGUGAAGAGUAAUGGAUGGAAGAAGAAGAGUUGGUUGGGUUGUCAGCCACCAAUGGCUUCUUCUUUGCUUACACUCCUCUGUCUCGUCUUCCUCUCUCUCUUAUGUCUCUCCUCCUCCCUAAAUCUCCGCCGUCCAAUCUUCCCUCAAAAUAAUGGUCUCGAUCUCUUCUCUUCUCGAAAUCUCGACCGUCCAUCUCUCGCCGCCGAUGACAUCCACGAUCUUCUCCCACGCUUCGGAUUCCCGAAAGGUCUUCUUCCGAAUAACGUCAAAUCGUACACUCUCUCCGACGACGGCGAUUUCACCGUUGACCUGAUUUCUAGUUGCUACGUCAAGUUCUCCGAUCAACUAGUUUUCUACGGCAAGAAUAUCGCCGGAAAACUCAGUUACGGAUCUGUUAAAGACGUCCAUGGAAUCCAAGCUAAAGAGGCUUUCCUUUGGUUACCAAUCACCGCCAUGGAAUCUGAUCCAAGCUCUGCCACGGUUGUCUUCUCCGUUGGAUUCGUAUCCAAGACUUUACCUGCUUCCAUGUUCGAAAAUGUUCCUUCUUGCUCAAGAAACCUAAAUCUUCAAGAUUCUUGAAUCCACCUUAAGCGAUUUCAAGAUUCUCAAAUCAAACGAUUCAUUCCUC